AUGGAGGAGAUUUCGUGGCAUCAGAAAUCUCGGGCUUUGUGGCUUAAAGAAGGGGACCGCAAUACGAAAUUCUUUCACAAGCUUGCUAAUGCUUCUAGAAGGUGUAAUCAUGUUGGGCGUAUUCAUGUGAAUGGUUCGCAGAGUUGUGGAGAGAGGAUGAGGUGCGCAGGGGGAUUUUCUUUUUUUACCAGCAGCUUUACACUGAGAUGUUGGGGUGGAGACCUAAGCUUUAUGGUCUCCACUUUGAUGCCUUUUCUGAGCUGGAUAGAGACAGGCUUGAUGUCCCAUUCUCUGAAGAGGAAAGUGCGGAAGGCUCUAUCGAGUUGCAAUGGUGAUAAAGCUCCGGGGCCAGAUGGGUUUACCAUGUGGUUUCUUAUGGAGAGUUGGGAGGUGGUGCACAGUGAGGGCGGCUCUUCUAAUAUUAAGGACUUUCAGCCAUUUAGCUUAGUGGGAUGCAUGUACAAGCUUAUUGCCAAGGUUCUUGUUCAUAGGAUGAGUAAUGUAUUGGAUGGAAUUAUUUCGGAGUCCCAGAAUGCUUUUGUUGGAGGACGACAGAUCUUGGAUUCUGGUCUUAUAGUAGGGGAAUGUGUAGACUCCAGGUUGAAGAGUGGGGUCCCUGGUGUCUAA
This is a messenger RNA of Cornus florida, 627 nucleotides long. RefSeq lists its product as uncharacterized. NCBI's taxonomy places the organism in Eukaryota, Viridiplantae, Streptophyta, Magnoliopsida, Cornales, Cornaceae. Bases 1 to 627 code for a protein of 208 amino acids. The transcript is spliced from 2 exons. The record is from RefSeq and is a predicted model, not a curated record.